CCAGAGGCCGCCCAGCUCGGAGGGAGGAAGGACUGCACAGCUGACAGGACAGGACGGCAGUGCUCCUGAGCGUUUCUGGAGCAGAAGCUCUUCCCCCAGAGGGAGGGACGCACCGGGCAGCAGGCACCAUGGAGCCCCCGUCGGCCCCUCCCCGAGGAGGACGCGUCCCCUGGCAGGAGGUCCUGCUGGCAGUCUCACUCCUAACGUUCUGGAACCCGCCCACCACUGCCCAAGUCACUGUGGAAUCGGUGCCGCCCAAUGCUACCGAAGGAAAGGAUGUUCUUCUACUCGUCCACAAUCUGCCUGGGGAUCCUAUAGGCUAUGGCUGGUUCCGAGGGGAAACUGUAGAGCCCGGCAAACAAAUUGCAUCAUAUGCAGUAGAUACAAAUGUAACUAUGCCAGGGCCUGCACACAGUGGCAGAGAGACAAUAUACCCCAAUGGAUCCCUGCUGUUCCAGAACAUCAACCUGAAGGACACAGGAUACUACACCAUACAAAUCACAAAGAGAAAUUUUCAAGUUAAUCAAGUAACAGGACAGCUGCGCGUAUUCCCGCAGUUACCCAAACCCAACAUCGCAAACAACAACUCCGAUCCCGUGGAGAAUGUGGAUUCUGUUGUAUUAACGUGUGGACUUCAGACUCAGAGCACAAGCUACCUGUGGUCAGUAAACAAUGAGAGCCUCCCGGCCAGCGCCACACUAGAACUGUCCCUGGACAACAGGACUCUCACUAUACAUGAUGUCACAAGGAAUGACACAGGACCCUAUGAGUGUGAAACUCGGAACCCAGUGAGUGCCGGUCGUAGUGACCCAUUCACCCUGAAUGUUCUCUAUGGCCCGGACGCCCCCACCAUUUCCCCCUCAGACUCCUCUUACCAUCCAGGGGCCAACCUCAGUCUCUCCUGCCACGCAGCCUCUAACCCGCCCGCACAGUAUUCUUGGUUUAUCAAUGGGAGGCCCCAGCCAUUCACACAGGAGCUCUUUAUCCCCAACAUCACUGCCAAUGAUAGUGGAUCGUAUACCUGCCUCGCCUAUAACUCUGGCACUCGGCUCAAUAAGACCACAGUCAAGACUAUCACAGUCUCUGAGCCAGUGGCCCGGCCCUCUCUCCAUGCCAGCAACACCACAGUCACAGGAAAUAAGGACUCUGUGGUCCUCACCUGCUCCACAAAUAACACUGGGGUCUCUAUCGGGUGGCUCUUCAAUGGCCAGAGUCUAAAGCUCACAGAGAGGAUGAAGCUGUCCCAGGACAACAGCACCCUCACCAUAGACCCUGUCAGGAAGGAGGAUGCCGGGAAUUACCAGUGUGAGGUCUCCAACCCAGGCAGUUCCAGCCAAAGUGACCCCAUCAGGCUGGAUGUGAACUAUGAAAGAAGCACCACAGGCCUCCCUGUGGGGUCCAUCAUUGGCAUUGCAGUUGGGGUCCUGGUCGGACUGGCACUGGCGGCCGCCCUGGGUUGUCUCCUGUUCCACAAAAGGACUGGAAAGGCCAGUGGCUGGUGUGAUCUCAGAGAGCUCUGUCGCCCAGCAUCCACUCCCCGCCAUGGUCCAGCCUGCAGAUCUGCAUCCCCGGACUCCCUGCCCGGCCCCACCACAGCCGUUCCCAUCUACCAGGAAUUACGACACCCCGACACAAACAUUUACUGCCAGAUCAACCACAAAGCAGAAAUGGCUUCUUAGUUUCCCCUGGGAACUGCUCCUUCCAGGGCCCUCCUGAGACCCCAGACUCUAGGUGGGGUCAGGAGCUGCAGCCUGAGCCAGAGAACCGGCUCUAAGCCCUGAAGAUAUUCAGGGACAUGGACCCAGGGAUGGGUCCCUCCUGAUUUCUGGAGACCCCUACCGACUGCCCUGAACCCAGGACAAAGGCCCCCAUUUCCCAGGAAGUGGGGGUUCUCGGGAAAAGUGUCCUGACCCCUGACCCACUGGCGAUGAUCGAAGAGGAUCUGAAUAAAGAGGAUUCAUCCCCUCCUUGGCCCUUUUUUUGGUGAAUGGUAAUUUCUCUUAGCAGAAAUUUCCCCAGGGGCACCUGGCUGGCUCAGUCAGUAGAGCAUGCAACUCUUUUUUUGUUUGUUUUUUAAGGUUUUAUUUAUUUACUUGAGAGAGAGAGAGAAGGAUCACGAGCAGGGGAGAGGGGCAAAGGCAGAGGGAAAAGCAGACUCUCCACUGAGCAGGAAGCUGGACGUAGGGCUCCAUCCAUGGACCCCAGGACCAUGUCCUGAGCCGAAGUCAGACACUUAACCAAAUGAGCCACCCAGGCACCCCGAGCAUGCAACUCUCGAUCUUGGGGUCAUGAAUUUGAGCCCCAUGUGUGGCACAGAGUUUACUUAAAAAAAAAAAAAAAGUAAAAAAAAGAGAAAAGAAAUUCACCUGAAACUCUGGGUCUCUUCUCUCCUGGGUCACAUAGGGAAAUGUUACCUCUGAGUUGACCAAGCCCCCAUCUCUUGUCCCCCAGGAUAGAGGAAGGGGUGAGUGGUGUGGACAUGGUGGGACCACGCUAACUAGAACACCAGAGCUGUGGCCAAACCAUGAGAGAACUCAGCAGUCCUCACACUGCUCAGGGACCAAAGCUUUAGACACUCCCAGUGUUUAUAAAUGUGGUUUGGGUGUCGGGAGCACAGAACAUGGGGCCUCUGAUGACCACAUGAAGAUGAGCUAGGAAGGAGUUGCUGUGGGCAGCAAACAUAAACCACAGAGAAGGAUGAACUGGGCAUCUUUUCCCUUGGCUAUUCUUUAAUAGUAGGUCACCUGGCAACAAAUUUUCAUAUUCUUCCUUCUUCAGAAAAUUUCCUUAUUUCCCCUUUCCUCCUGAGGAUCAUUUUGCCAGAUACAGGAUUUGUAGUCGAUUUGAAAAACCUGCCGCUUCCUUCUGGCCUCCAUGCUGUCAGAUACAAAACCUACUGUCACUUACUUAAAUCAGUGUUCCUUAAUAAGCAAUGGGUUGUUUCUCUGGCUCUUUUUAUUUAUUUAUUUUUAAGGAUUU
This is a messenger RNA of Mirounga angustirostris (Northern elephant seal), 2979 nucleotides long. Its product is annotated as carcinoembryonic antigen-related cell adhesion molecule 6-like. The record is from RefSeq and is a predicted model, not a curated record. The transcript has 10 exons. Gene Ontology annotation, biological process: regulation of immune system process; signal transduction. Bases 129 to 1679 code for a protein of 516 amino acids. Gene Ontology annotation, cellular component: cell surface; plasma membrane. Gene Ontology annotation, molecular function: protein tyrosine kinase binding. Lineage: Eukaryota; Metazoa; Chordata; Mammalia; Carnivora; Phocidae.